GAUUCGAUUGGCCUUUCGCUUUCUGAAAAUCUGAGAAUGGCAAAUUGUGUUACACGAUUUGACAAUAUAUUAGCAAAUGCAAGAAAAGCCGUUUCUUUUCCUGUAGAGGAAUUGACUCAUUUUAUAAAUGAUGGACCUGAAAAUACAGUUCGUCGUCGAUGGCUUCGCUCCUUAGUCGACCCUCAAAAUGACCCAAUAUUUUCUAAUGUUGAUCGACCAUUUCUCUCAAGGGAUCAAUACUAUAUUCGAAUGGUAAAAAGAUUGAAAAAAAUGUUGCAACUGAAAAAGUUAUAUAAUCUUCAAAAAGAUGAUUGGAUUUAUUUGAUUACUUCUACAUCGGACAUGAGCAUUUCUGUUCUGCAUGAGUUUUUUUUUAUUCCAACCUUGGAAAAACAAAUGUCUGAAGAACAAAGCUCUAAAUGGCUUUCUUUGGCUAAGGAUUAUUCAAUUCUCGGAUGCUAUCUUCAAACCGAAUUGGGUCAUGGUUCUAAUGUAAAAAAAUUAGAAACAACAGCUACAUACAUCCAUGAAACAGAUGAAUUUGAAAUCCAUUCACCAACGUUGCCAUCAAUAAAAUGGUGGCCUGGUGCACUUGCGCGGACGAGCACCCAUGGUAUAGUGUUUGCACGUCUAAUUAUUGAUAAAAAGGAUUAUGGCAUUCAUUCAUUUAUUGUGCAAUUGCGUGGUGAAAGACAUGAGCCCAUGCCGGGUAUUGAAAUUGGAGAUAUUGGACCAAAAUAUGGAUAUAAUUAUAAUGACAAUGUCCGUAUUCCACGUGAGAACAUGUUGAUGCGUUUUUCUAAAGUUUCUCAAAGUGGUCACUACUCUACACCGCCUCAUGCAAAAAUCAUAUAUGACACAUUGGUAUCAAAUAGGAUAGGUCUUGUAGAUUUCUCUACGUUAUUUUUAUCAAAAGUUUUAACUAUUGCAAUUCGAUAUUCGUUAGUAAGAAAACAGGGAGACAACUAUAAAGAUCUAAACAACGAAAAUUUGAUCUUGGAUUAUCAAUACCAGCAAUAUAGACUGUUUUCUAGCUUAGCGCUUGUAUAUGCUACGUUUUUUAAUAAAAUAUACAUGCGAAAUCUGUACGAAAAUUAUAUAAAAAAUAUUGGAAAAACGGAUGGUAAUUUAAUGGCAGAGGUUCAUUCUAUUACUGCGGGAUUAAAAGCUCUAUGCACAGAAUUGGUCAAUGGAGCUAUAGAGGAUGCAAGACAAAGUUGUGGAGGUAUC
Racocetra persica is the source of this 1230-nucleotide messenger RNA. NCBI's taxonomy places the organism in Eukaryota, Fungi, Glomeromycota, Glomeromycetes, Diversisporales, Gigasporaceae. The record is from the annotation of a GenBank genome assembly.